UUUUCUUCUUCUUCUUCUGUUGAGUUUUAUGGUGGUUGGCGUCCCUAAUUGCGCAUUACCGCCACCUACUGGAUUUUAACAGCUUCACAGUUUAAACUAGCCCCGUAAGUCUAUCAGUUGUACUUCCGGGUUGACUGUCAUGGCGGCGCCCUGAAUGGCUACAGAUAUCCCAACACUUUGCAUCAAUAGACAAACAAACCCGUUUAACAGAGCAGACCGCGGCCAUGAAGUUCAAAGAUCUGGUGAGGUGGAACACAAGAGUGUCCGCAGUGUAUGCUGUUGGCAUCUGGACCAUGAUAGGUUCAUACGCGUUCUUCAAAUACACGGGUCGUUAUGAGGACAAGCCCGUGAAAAAAGAAGAAGCGGUGCAAGAGCCAAAAGAUCCAAAUGAAGUUGUCUACCAGACUGCUCACACCAAAACGGUCAUCACCUACAAGAAGGACUUUGUCCCGUACAGCACGAGGAUCUACAAUUUCAUCAAAUCCUUCAGUAGUGAACCUGGGAGUGGAGACAGUGGAAAGUAGCUGCAUCUGUGUAAAGGACAAUGGACAUUAAGAUUUGCUCAUGAGGACUUUGAAUGAUGCACUAUGAAGUUGUGUUUUUGUGCGAGAACAUUAUUAUGGUUUGUGAAGGAAAUUCCAGUGUGGUAUCACCUGCCCAGGUCGGAGGGAGCUGCCAUUGUGUUUGGACGCUAAUGGACAAAAAAAAAAACAAUAUUGAGUAAUAUUCCUGUCAGCUUCAUCCACACUACUGUCCACAAUACAAAGUUGCCACAGCCACUAUGAUGUUUAAAUAAACUCUUGUUUAAACAUA
This is a messenger RNA of Siniperca chuatsi (mandarin fish), 813 nucleotides long. RefSeq names its product small integral membrane protein 26-like. NCBI's taxonomy places the organism in Eukaryota, Metazoa, Chordata, Actinopteri, Centrarchiformes, Sinipercidae. The record is from RefSeq and is a predicted model, not a curated record. The transcript is spliced from 2 exons. The coding region runs from base 225 to 524 and encodes 99 amino acids. Gene Ontology annotation, cellular component: mitochondrion.